Hibiscus syriacus is the source of this 1025-nucleotide messenger RNA. Its product is annotated as chloroplastic import inner membrane translocase subunit HP30-2-like. The record is from RefSeq and is a predicted model, not a curated record. The transcript is spliced from 6 exons. Gene Ontology annotation, biological process: protein targeting to chloroplast; protein insertion into mitochondrial inner membrane. Gene Ontology annotation, molecular function: transmembrane protein transporter activity; protein binding. Gene Ontology annotation, cellular component: TIM22 mitochondrial import inner membrane insertion complex; chloroplast inner membrane. Lineage: Eukaryota; Viridiplantae; Streptophyta; Magnoliopsida; Malvales; Malvaceae. Bases 64 to 843 code for a protein of 259 amino acids.
AGCAUUCCAGUCUUCACUUCUAUCCUUUGGAGCAUCAGAUUCUAUUAAAAAAAUCUUAAGGAAAUGGACCGAGGAAAAGUGCAAGGAAUGAUGGUGAUGCCACAAAAAAACCCACUUGAACAGUUGCAAGCAAAGUUCAAGGAAGUGGAGAACAAUUUCAGGGGAUGGCUAGCCAAGCAGUCCUUACCCGUCGAGGCCGCCGUGGUAACGACCACUAGCGCGGCUCAGGGUGCUGCUAUCGGUGCUUUCAUGGGUACCCUCACCAACGAUGUCUCCUCUUCUCUUCCAACCCCUCCUCAAGCUUCCCUCGACCCUCAGGCCGUGGCUUCUCUCAAGCAAGCUCAGGCUCUAUCAGGAGGUCCCUUGGUACAAGCUCGAAAUUUUGCCGUGAUGACUGGUGUCAACGCAGGCAUAUCCUGUGUUAUGAAAAGACUGAGAGGGAAGGAAGAUGUCCAAUCUAGCAUGGUGGCAGCUUUCGGUUCUGGAGCCAUGUUUUCCUUGGUGAGUGGUAUGGGUGGCCCAAAUCAGAUUGCAAAUGCUGCUACAUCUGGUCUUUUUUUUGCUCUCGUUCAAGGCGGUCUUUUCCAGUUGGGGCAAAAGUUUUCUCAACCGCCUGCUGAGGAUGUGCACUAUUCCAGAACACGGUCCAUGUUAAGUAGUCUCGGCCUGCAGAACUACGAGAAGAAUUUCAAGAAAGGCUUGUUAACUGAUACCACAUUACCUUUGCUCACGGAUAGUGCACUUAGAGAUGUAAAAAUACCACCCGGACCCAGGCUCCUUAUUCUUGAUCAUAUUCAGAGGGACCCAGAGUUGAAAGAGAAGCAAGGGCGACGAAGACGGUGAGCGUAUAUCGUGCCUUCUCCACUGAAAUGAAUUAUCCUUUUUUAUUUCUUGCUUUUCUGAGCAUCCAAUUUGGAUGAACAUGGUUGUUUAGAAUUCUUUAGACAAGUUUUCUGUAGCUUUAAUUUAUUAAGUAGUUUCAAUUGUUGUUAUAAAGAUGCCAUAUGCAUUAGCUUGAGACAUGA